UACCAGCUGCCAACAUGGACGUGCGAAUCGUUUCGCACCGAAACUGACAAACUCUCUUUCCGGCUAACGCCACUGUUAAACAGACGUGUUGAAACACCAUGGCUGACGAAGCGUUUGAAAACUUCGAUGAGGAUGUGACGGCACCGCAGGAAGCCGACGAUGUCGUUCAGGAUGACCAGGCGGCUCAGGUCUACGAGGAAGCGCCCGUAGUGCAGACAGCUGAGCUGCCCGAAAUCAAGCUGUUCGGCCGCUGGAGCAGUGAUGAUAUCGAUAUUUCCGACAUUUCCGUUUCGGAUUAUAUCGCCGUGAAGGAGAAGCACGCCAAAUACCUUCCCCACUCGGCCGGUCGCUUUGCGGCCAAGCGUUUCCGCAAGGCCCAGUGCCCGAUCGUCGAGCGUUUGACCAACUCGCUGAUGAUGAAGGGACGCAACAACGGCAAAAAGCUGAAGGCGGUACGCAUCGUGCGUCACGCGUUCGAGAUUAUGCAUCUGCUGACCGGUGAGAAUCCGCUGCAGAUCGUGGUGCACGCCAUCAUCAACUCGGGUCCACGUGAAGACUCUACCCGUAUCGGUCGUGCCGGUACCGUCCGUCGUCAGGCCGUCGAUGUGUCUCCUCUGCGUCGUGUGAAUCAGGCUAUCUGGCUGCUGUGCACCGGAGCCCGUGAGGCUGCAUUCCGUAACAUCAAGACGAUUGCAGAAUGUUUGGCCGAUGAGCUGAUCAACGCCGCCAAGGGUUCGUCCAACUCCUAUGCCAUCAAGAAGAAGGAUGAGCUGGAGCGUGUCGCCAAGUCUAACCGAUAAAAGGCUUUUUCCGU
Anopheles maculipalpis is the source of this 814-nucleotide messenger RNA. Its product is annotated as 40S ribosomal protein S5. The record is from RefSeq and is a predicted model, not a curated record. The transcript is spliced from 6 exons. Lineage: Eukaryota; Metazoa; Arthropoda; Insecta; Diptera; Culicidae. Gene Ontology annotation, biological process: ribosomal small subunit assembly; translation. Gene Ontology annotation, molecular function: structural constituent of ribosome; rRNA binding; mRNA binding. Gene Ontology annotation, cellular component: cytosolic small ribosomal subunit; ribosome. Bases 99 to 800 code for a protein of 233 amino acids.